AUGCUAAAAUACAACGUAUACUUGGACGCUGCCUUGUUGGCGGUCAUCGGCUAUCACUUGUCCAUAGCUCCAUUCACCAAAGUCGAGGAAUCGUUCAAUAUCCAGGCCAUCCAUGAUAUCCUCAACUACGGAGUGUUUCCCCAAGAGGCCAUUUUGGACAACUACGACCAUAUCAACUUCCCUGGAGUGGUUCCCAGAUCCUUCGAGGGCAGUUUGAUCUUGGCUGGUGCUGCUAAAUACAUCAAUUGGCUCACUAAGCUCGUGGGCUACAACUUGCUCCACGAAAGAACCCAAGAGAACUUGGCAGGCUUGGUCAGAGGACUCUUGGGCCUUUUCAACGCCUACGGCUUGAUCAGAAUCAGAAACAGUGUCAACAAAAUCAACGUCAGAGGAAAGGGCCAAACUAAAGGUACUAUUGGGUUCUGGUACCUGGUGUUACUUCUCAGUCAGUUCCACUUAUUGUUCUACUCCUCCAGAACCUUGCCCAAUUUCAUCGCCUUGCCAGGUGUCUUGCUUGGCUUAUCAAAGAUUCUUGAAGGUGACACCACUGGAUUGACUUGGUUGGCCUUUAUCGGCAUAAUUUUCAGAUUGGAAGUGGGGGUAUUCGCCGUGAUUAUUGCAUUUGUUUCCUCUUUGAUCUAUGGCCAGUCCAACCUCAUUCUCAACGUUAUCUUCUUGGCUGUUGGUACGCUCUUAGGUGGUUUCCUGUCGUUUGCCAUCGAUUCCUACUUCUGGAACCAGAAAUUGUUGCCUGAAUUGUCGUCUUUCUUCUUCAACAUUGUUGAUGGAAAAUCGGCUCAAUGGGGCGUUCUGCCAUGGUCUACUUAUUUCAACAACUACCUUUGGCAAUUGUUCAGACCUCCAAUCAUUUUAUUGUUGGCUCUUCCUGGUUUGAUCAAUGAUCCAGCUUCAGAUGAAACUAGAGAGAAGAUAGCUACCGAUGACGGGAAAUUUUUGGAGAACCAGUCCCCAGCCAAGAACUCGUUAAGAAUCCUUUUCGUUUCUUCCCUUUUAUACAUUGCUGCUAUGUCGUUCCAACCACAUAAGGAAUGGAGAUUUAUUGUCUACGUGGUUCCUAUUUUCACCCUUCAAGCCGCCAAUGGUCUUGCAGGUAUCACUGAUAAAUGGAGCUUCAGUUUGUCCAGCAAAAUUUUCACACUCCUUACUGUUUUUGGUAUUUUUGUCAGUGCCAUUUUGUCGUUGUUAAUGGGAUAUGUUUCAAGCUACAACUACCCAGGAGGUCAAGCCUUGACAUUUGUUAACUCAUUCAUUGAUUCCACAUAUGCAAACAGCAGCGUGGUUGUUCACUUGGAUACUGCCUCUUGUAUGACUGGCAUUAACAGAUUUGGACAAAUUCAUGAUGAGUAUGUCACCUAUGAUAAGACCGAAGGACGUGAAGAAUUAUCCAACAUUUGGAAUGACAUUCAAAUCUUGGUUAAGGAAAACCCCAUCCCAGAGAUUGGAACUUCAGAUGGUGCAGUAUUAGUCUUUGAAAAGAAGAACUGGGAAAUAAUUCACACCGUUCCUACUUAUAGAGCUUUGCAAGUCGGUCCAAUUAUCAGUUUGGUCAGAAGAUUAUCUGAUUCCGACGAAUUAUUCAAGUUCGUCUUUUCCGUUAUUGAAGAAUUAAAGGAAGGAGAGUCCAAAACGUUGAAGAAUAUCUUGAGAUCCCUUGUUGUUACACAGGACUACUUGUAUGUUUACAAUAGAUUGGCCAAGGAUGAAAACCUUGUGAUUGAAAGUGGGGAUAUGUACAAAGACCAAGCCCAAGUUGGAUUCGAAGAGGGCAAGACCCAUGAAAUUGAAGCUGAGGCCAUUAAGGAAGCUGUCAAUGCCGAGAUCGACCACCUCGAAGAAAACUAG
This is a messenger RNA of Suhomyces tanzawaensis NRRL Y-17324, 1863 nucleotides long. It is a transcript of the gene ECM39, whose product is annotated as dolichyl-P-Man:Man(7)GlcNAc(2)-PP-dolichol alpha-1,6-mannosyltransferase. Bases 1 to 1863 code for a protein of 620 amino acids. The record is from RefSeq and is a predicted model, not a curated record. Gene Ontology annotation, molecular function: alpha-1,6-mannosyltransferase activity. Gene Ontology annotation, cellular component: endoplasmic reticulum membrane. Gene Ontology annotation, biological process: protein N-linked glycosylation. The transcript has a single exon. Lineage: Eukaryota; Fungi; Ascomycota; Pichiomycetes; Serinales; Debaryomycetaceae.